UAUACCAAUAUGCACUGUUAUUUUAAUAUUAUUUUUAAUUAAUAACCACUUUACUAUAAUUUGCACACACCUGAUUCGAACAGUUUUUGAUUACAGAGUGCGAAGAUCCUUUAUAAUUUUUUUUAUAUAAAUUUAACCUCUACAAGUGUUAAAUGUGGUUUUUUGAGAAGUUUAUCGUCAAGCUACGACGAGGUUAAAUAUCGUGGGAACAUUAUAAGAUUUUAUUACGCGACAUAUUAUUGUACAACAAACAAAUAUGAGCGAGACGUCUGAAACGCAGAACAAAGAUAUCGGUUCGGCGGUUAUAACGGAACAAGAACGAGAGUUGGCGCAAAAUGCGCAUUCUGAAUUUCAGAAGGGAGCAUACGUUAGCUGUUUGUCACAUUUAAACAAACUAGAAACUCUCAGGCCCAAAGACUUGAAAGUAAUGCAUAAUAAAGUUGUAGCAGAGUGUUAUAAAAACGACUUGAAGAAAACAGAAUUGUUAAGAAAGAGUCUGAACGCGAUAUGUGGUCAAAUGUCUACGACUGAUAUGACUGAAACUAUAGACGACAUAGAGAAAUGCGUUAUGAGGUAUAAUCAAGCAGUUAUAUUAUACCAUACGAGACAAUAUAGCGCAGCGCUUCAAAUUAUGAACAGAUUAUUCGCUUUUAUAGAACCUAUGGAAGAAUCGCUUGCGCAUAAAGUUUGUCUCCUUCUGAUAGAAUUGCAUAUAGUGACGGAUCAACCGGAAGCAGCGUUGUCCUUAAUUAAUUAUAUAGAAAAUCAGCUCAUAUCUACGGAUAAUUCUAAAAUUACUCCCGUCGAUAAAGAGGGCAUAAUGAAAUCAAUGAAGGAGCAAAAGGAACAGAAAAAAGAGGUAGACGUAGUCACAGAUGCGUUCAAGAUAAAAUUAUUGAAAUGCAAAGCUAGAAUAUAUCUUAUGAUGCAUCAAUUGAAACUGUGCAAAAGGGAAUGGAAAACGCUAGUUUCCUUGGGUACACCCGUAAAUAUAUCAACUGUAUUUUUAAAAGCCAACCUCGAAUAUUUAAGAGGAAAUUACAAAAAAGCUAUCAAGCUACUGAACUCUGUAACGUCAGAGAAUUUAGAUUUCAAAACGUGUGGAGAGUCUCCCGCUGUUUUGUAUUACAACAAUAUGGCGUGUUUACAUCUUUCGAUGGGUAAACCGAAUUUAGCUUGCUUUUAUUUACGAAAAGCUUUACACGAAAACAAAUGUACAUUAGAAAGCGUGCAGGCCAAAGACAGCGAUCCUCUGUCAUCGCAACCAUUAUAUACACUCAGUGGGAAUAGGCAUUACGAAUUAAUGUAUAGUUUGGGUGUGUCGUUAUUGCACGCAGGCCAAGCAACGGCUGCCUUCGAUUGUUUCAUGGAAGCUGCUCAAAAGCUUCAUAAUAAUCCGAAACUUUGGCUGAGGAUCGCAGAGUGUUGCGUUUACUGUCACAAACCGACGAACGAAGUCGAUUUUAAUAUUCCAAAACGAAGGAAGGAUUUGGUGCAGAAAGUUAUCGGCUCUGGAAUUUAUAGAAAAAUUAUUCUGGCGUCUUCCCUUUCCAAGGAUACUAAGUAUCAUUCCGAAGGUUUUCCUUCCGCUAUACCACAAGUAACUUUAGAGUUCGCAUCGCUCUGUUUAAAGAAUGCACUAUUUUUAUUACCAAACGAACCGAAUGUUCCAAUCACAACGAUUGCUAGUCCGCAAACAGUACCUUUGUCGCUGACAGCUGGGCAUAAUCUAGGUGCUCAAUACUCAACUUUGAUAUCGCAAGUUACAGCUGUCGAAGCAUUAAACUUGAAAAUCAGUGUUCUAGCCGCAACGGCUUACGUAUGUUUAUGUCUGGGCGAUUAUGUUAUAGCGCUUGAGCAUGCCAAGUCACUAUUAAACAUCAAUAAGUUACCCGGGGCAUACAGAAUGUUGGGAAACCUUUACGCUGCUGAAAGUUUGAUAUUCAUGGAUAAAAUCAGCGAAGCAAUCGAGUAUCUUAAACUAGAAAACAUUCAAGACUUGAAUACUUUCGUACCUAUUCCUGAAACGCAGGAUAAAGAUAAGGAAAAAGUCGAUGAGGUUAUCUCGAAACCCAUAAAAACGUGGUACCCAACAGCCGUUCCUACAGGCAUCGCAGUACUUCACUAUAAUUUAGCUGUGGCUUAUGCAAUUCGCGGUGAACUUGAUAAAUCUGGAGAAAUCUUGAAACAGGUUUGGAUGUCGAAGGGUCCAGAUUGCGAUGUUCCUAUCCACGUAAUAAUGUUAGCGUUAUACAUAGAAUUGCAACUAGGUAAUAUCAAUAAUAUUUCCGUGACAUUUUUUACGCGAUUUUAUUUAUUUUUCGUGUCACAGGUCAUGCAGAUAUCUCGAGGUCGAUAAUAAAGCAACAUUGCCCGCAGUACCGUUGACGAUUAAUUUACGAAGAGGUUAUGAUCGAAAUGAACGAAUUUAUGUAAAUUUUUUUCGU
Colletes gigas is the source of this 2447-nucleotide messenger RNA. It is a transcript of the gene Not10, whose product is annotated as CCR4-NOT transcription complex subunit 10-B. The coding region runs from base 257 to 2359 and encodes 700 amino acids. Gene Ontology annotation, molecular function: protein binding. Gene Ontology annotation, cellular component: CCR4-NOT complex. Gene Ontology annotation, biological process: mRNA catabolic process; negative regulation of translation. The record is from RefSeq and is a predicted model, not a curated record. The transcript is spliced from 9 exons. NCBI's taxonomy places the organism in Eukaryota, Metazoa, Arthropoda, Insecta, Hymenoptera, Colletidae.